This is a messenger RNA of Prosopis cineraria, 858 nucleotides long. RefSeq names its product protein LATE FLOWERING-like. The record is from RefSeq and is a predicted model, not a curated record. Gene Ontology annotation, molecular function: DNA-binding transcription factor activity. Bases 160 to 603 code for a protein of 147 amino acids. The transcript has a single exon. NCBI's taxonomy places the organism in Eukaryota, Viridiplantae, Streptophyta, Magnoliopsida, Fabales, Fabaceae.
UUGGUGGAAUGAAUCAAAUGCUGUGUUUGGGAAGCGCGAAAUGUGUCUUAUCUCUUCUCUUCCACUUCCCAAGCCCAUACGCACACCUCUCUCCAUCCCUAUUCUCAACUAUUUAUAGCUCCCACCGCCCGGUUUUGCCAUUCUCAACACUGUGUAUUGAUGGACAUGGAAGAUGAGGAAAAGGCAGUCCGAAGGGUGGGAGACGGAGAAGAAGAAUGUCGAGUUUUCCAAUGCCAGUUCUGUUCAAGAAAGUUCUACAGCUCUCAAGCUUUGGGAGGACAUCAAAAUGCCCACAAAAAAGAGAGAACGGCUGCCAGAAAGGCUAAAAGGGCAUCGGAGUGCUCCUCUGCUUGCCCUCCCCUGUUCCUCGCUUCUCACGCUUCAAGUCUUCACUACCUCCAACCCCAUCAGAUUUUUUACCCUUUCAGACCCAACGCUGCACCUACAUUUGGCGGCAAUUCUCUGUUUUGUGAACAUGUUGGCGACAGAGGCCUGGGGAAUUGGCACAGCAACAUGUCACUCACAAGCGACGACCACAGCAUUGGCAUCUUGAAGCGUUGUCAAGAGAAAGAUCAAAAUCUUGAUUUGACUCUGCGCCUAUAGGCUUGUUGAGAUGAAAUAAUGCAUCGUACUGAGCAAGACUGCUCUUUCUGGGUUUGGUUUCCUCCCCAUAUACCCAUACUAUGUACUAUGACUUUUUUUUCCCCCCGCCAGAUAAACUGAGGUUGUUGCAUUGAUUGAGAAUGAACAAGAAGAUUUUUAUUAAAAGAUAGUGUGUAAAAGUUGCAUCGAUCUUGUGGGUGAAUCCCAAAAAGGAAUAUAGUGAGUGUGGAGAAGAGUGGACGUGGAAGAGCGAGU